This is a messenger RNA of Aspergillus saccharolyticus JOP 1030-1, 891 nucleotides long. RefSeq lists its product as uncharacterized. The record is from RefSeq and is a predicted model, not a curated record. NCBI's taxonomy places the organism in Eukaryota, Fungi, Ascomycota, Eurotiomycetes, Eurotiales, Aspergillaceae. The transcript has a single exon. Bases 1 to 891 code for a protein of 296 amino acids.
AUGCAGCACCUCUUGACCCUCGAGACCCGCAUCAUUGACCACCAUACAACCGCAACCGGGGGUGUACGUUGGGCGAUCAUGGUGCAGGAUAUCGGCAGGUACUAUCUUGAUGUGCUGCUAAGGCCCGAUCACCCGCACAACCUCAUCGCCUACCCGCAGCCGGCCAUUGACACGCGCACCUUGGACGAGGAUGAAGCUCCGGCGCCAUUCCAUGUCCCACUCUCCAUGCACCGACCAUUUGUCUUCAAGAACAGUCUGACAAGUUUCGUCCCCCUCAUGGCAGAAGACAAACAGGGUUGCGAUCACUUCCUUCAUGGCGCUGGCCGGACGAUUCAGGGGUUUGAUGAUUUCUGUGAGGUGUAUGCCCAGUAUCUGGACCAUCGCGGUGGCGUGCUUCCCUUUCGCUUUGAUCACCACAUUGAUGCGGAGGGGCUUGCUCACGCGCGUCCGGAGGCCUUCUCAAUAUCCCCUACCCCACUGCCCAGCACAUCGCACGUCCGCUUCAAGGUGCCCUGGAUGCCUCGGGCCUCUCGAGGUAAUGGAUCCCGACUCGUCCUACAGCCUACCUUGGUUGUGCCGCGGGAUGCGUUGCCCACGGACCGAGACUUUACUGGGACCACCGCCUGUCAUACCCGCGUUGAUGGUGGUGUCCACUUCGAAGAAGUGCAGCAUCACAAUACACAAAUGACGGCAUGCAGCAUUGGUCCCUGGGGGGCCUGUUACCCCUUGCGUAAGCUUCCAACUUGGUCAGCAUGGCAGUUUGUGCAUGGCGUCAAUGCACUCUCCGACGCUAUUACUGGCCAACGCGACCACCAUGCCCUUAAGGUUAUCAUCAUCAAGAAAAAGGCGUUGUACUGGAAACGAGGUCGAUUCCACCUUCCCGGCAUCUGA